This is a messenger RNA of Arabidopsis arenosa, 1609 nucleotides long. NCBI's taxonomy places the organism in Eukaryota, Viridiplantae, Streptophyta, Magnoliopsida, Brassicales, Brassicaceae. The record is from the annotation of a GenBank genome assembly.
AGAAGGAGGUCUUGGGAUUCGUUCCGCAAGACAGAUGAACACGGCCUUGUUAUCAAAAGUGGGCUGGCGGCUUCUUCAUGAUGAUGUAAGUCUGUGGUCAAAAUUUUUACGAAGUAAGUACAAAGUUGGAGACUCACAGGCUUGUAAUUGGUUGGUAACAAAAGGCACUUGGUCUUCUACAUGGAGAAGUAUAGUUCUGGGCUUUCGGAAAGUCGUGUUUCCUGGUUUAAGUUGGGUGUUAGGCGACGGGAAGCAAAUCAAUUUCUGGGGAGAUAGAUGGUUGUUGAAUGUACCAUUGAGUGAGUCUGCUACUCGAGAUUUACCGGCGAAUUGGAAGGAGAUUAAGGUCAGUGAUGUUUGGAGGAAUGGUGCAGGUUGGGAUCUUCAGCGGAUCACUCCUUUUAUCUCGGAGAAGACGCAACUUAAACUCAUGUCUAUGGUGGUGGAUACGGUGACAGGCGCACGGGACAUGCUGUCAUGGGGAGAGUGCUCCGAUGGAAGGUUUACGGUUAAGUCGGCUUAUUCUCUUCUAAGUCGAGAUAUGGUACCAAAACAGAGCAUGGGAGCGUUUUAUCUGCGAAUUUGGAGAGUUGUUGCUCAUGAGAAGGUACGAGUUUUUAUUUGGUUGGUUGUCAAUCAAGUGUUGAUGACUAAUGUGGAGAGACAGAGAAGGCACUUAGGGGACUCGGGCCUUUGUACGGUGUGUAAAAGUGGAGAUGAGACGAUUCUACAUAUCUUGCGGGACUGUCCCGCCAUGGCGGGAGUGUGGACUCGUCUCUUACCUCCACAACGACGACAAGUCUUUUUUUCUCAAUCUCUUCUGGAGUGGAUUUAUAGUAACGUGGGUGAUGAGAAGGAGAUUGGUGAAUGUCCGUGGGCCACAAUAUUUUCACAAGCUGUUUGGUGGAGUUGGAAGUGGAGAUGCGGGAACGUCUUCGGUGAAAAUAGGAAAUGUCGAGAUCGGGUGCGUUUCAUUAAGGAUUUAGCAAAAGACGUUUGGGUCGCGCAUAAGAAGUUGUUGGCAAGCUUGAGUCUAGUGGUAAGAGUAGAGCGAAUGAUCGCUUGGAUUCCCCCUAUGGUUGGAUGGUUCAAGCUUAAUACGGAUGGUGCUUCUCACGGGAAUCCCGGUCUAGCAACUGCAGGAGGGGUGAUACGGGAUGGGGAAGGUAAUUGGUGUAGUGGUUUUGCGCUUAAUAUCAGGAUAUGCUCAGCACCGCUAGCAGAGUUAUGGGGAGUCUACUAUGGCUUAUACAUAGCUUGGGAGCGAGGCAUUACAUGUUUGGAGCUGGAGGUUGAUUCUGAGAUGGUGGUUGGUUUUUUGCGGACAGGGAUUGAGGAUUCACAUCCGUUGUCCUUCCUGAUACGUCUGUGCCAUGGCUUUUUAUCGAAGGACUGGUUAGUCCGAGUUUCACAUGUGUAUAGGGAGGCUAAUCGUCUUGCGGAUGGAUUGGCUAACUAUGCGUUUUCUUUGCCUUUGGGUUUUCAUUUGUUUGCGUCGAGUCCAGAGAGUGUUAAUUUACUUUUGUUGGAGGAUAUUAACGGGCCUGCGCGUCCUAGAAAUGUUCGUUUGUAAUUCGUAAUUUCUUUUUAAUAAAAUGGGGGUUCGCCC